CUGGUCCAAGGCCCUUCGACCAGCCAAUCAGAUGCUGCGUAACGUACGCACGCACGCACCUACAGCCUGCGUACGUGCCCGGUUGCAUGGUUUGUGCUUCCACUGUUUUCUAUGUUGUCGCAUAUUAUUCACCUUCUUAUGGGUGUUAUCUCGUGUUUAAGGAGCUUUGGAGCGUGGCACGGCUUGAAUGUGUCGUGCGACAACAGUUAGCCCAGUGAAAAAGAUGUGAUAGGCAGACAGGCUAACGACUUGUGAACAAGCUGCUAGCUACUUUUAGCUUGUUAAGCUCAGCUGGAAAAGUCCGGUUCUGCCAAAUAUGGUUAGAAGAAUCACUAGUUAGCAUCAAGGUUACUGCUGUCCUUGGUGUUUUAGUGCUGUUCUGAGGAGAUACUUGACUCGGACAGUUAAAUCUUAACGUUUUCAUCUAGCAACACGGGGCGAGCGUGGUGGUGACCGUCCUUGACAGCUGAGUGCGCGUGGAUCUCACUUGACUGUGAAACAUCUGUCGAGUACUGACAGGAGUCAGUAUGUGCGCUCCCUAACAGCUGCACAACCCAGGACCCUCAGUAACUCUAACCGGACCUUUGUGAAGUUUUUGGUUGUAGGUUCAUUUAAUAAGGAUGGCUCGCCGUUCGGUGCUGUGCCACGGGAGUCGAGCCAUCAGCCUGUUGUAUGGGAACACUCUUCGCCCCCUCCACGCUUCAGUAUGCAGCGCAUCACCACAACCGAAAGCUGGGUUCAAACCAGAAAAGGUAGCAGUGGUCACAAAGACUACGCGGUAUGAGUUUGAACAGCAGCGGUAUCGCUAUGCAGGAGUUUCUGAAGAAGAUCUAAAGCAGUUGCUUGCUAUGAAGGGCUCCAGCUACAAUGGCCUGCUGGAAAGACACAACAUCCACACUAGCAAUGUGGAGCACAUUGUGAAGAGCCUGCAGAGAGAAGGCAUUACUGUACAAGUGGUAAAAAGAGGAGAAUACAAUGAAGAUGUAGUGCGGUGGGCAGAUGCCAUUGUCUCUGCUGGAGGUGAUGGAACGAUGCUACUUGUGGCCAGUAAGGUUUUUAGCAAAGACAAACCAGUCGUUGGAGUUAACACAGACCCUGAAAGGUCAGAAGGUCAUCUGUGCCUGCCUGUGCGAUACACUCGUGCCUUCCCAGAGGCACUGGAGAAGCUGUGCCGUGGUGAGUUCAGGUGGCUGUGGCGUCAGAGGAUCCGUCUGCACUUAGAGGGCACAGGAAUAAAUCCCAAUCCAGUGGACCUCCACGAACAGCAGCUCAGCCUGGAACAGCACAACCAAGCUCACCGCUUCACCUCCAUGGACAACCUAAACAGGACAGGAACACUACACGAGACCUUCUACAAGCCUAGCCUUCUCCCUGUUAGAAGCUUAAAUGAAAUCUUCAUUGGAGAAUCUCUGUCUUCCAGGGUGAAGUUAAAAUCCUUCAAACCCCAUGUUAACCUCUUGCUCCAUAGGGCUUCCUACUACGAGAUCUCCGUGGAUGAUGGCCCAUGGGAAAAACAGAAGAGUUCUGGACUGAAUAUUUGCACAGGAACAGGAUCCAAAGCCUGGUCAUACAACAUCAAUAAACUUGCUGAACAAGCAGUGGAAGAAGUUCUAAAAAUUGGGAAAUCCCAGUCAGGUCUGGAUAUCCCACUUAACCAAGAAUUAAUUGAAAAAGUUACAGAGGAAUACAACAAGUCUCUGGUGUUCAGCCCAGAUGACAGCCGUUUGUUCUACAGCAUCAGGGAGCCCAUCGUGAACAGGGUCUUCUCCAGCAGUCGACAGAGAGGCUUUGCCACAAAGUUGUGUGUCCGUUCCCGCUGUUGGGAUGCCUGCAUGGUGGUGGAUGGUGGGACUUCCUUUGAAUUCAACGAUGGUGCUAUCGCUACAAUCAGCAUGAGCGAGGAGGACCAGCUCCGGACUGUUGUGUUAGAAAACUGAGACAAGUCUGACUAUCUCUCAAAUUAACAGUGUUCACAAGUGGAUGUGUUCAAAGGGAAGUAUUUGUCCUUAGCUUUUGUUUUAUUAUAGAUAUUUUUCCAAAAAAAAAGAAAAAUCCCCAUUUACACUUUCUUUUCAUUUUUAAUCUUUGUGUCACUAUUCCAAGCUACAAAGAUGAUGAUUCAUUUUUUAGAUACCGUUUCUGGUUAUAUUAUAUGGUAUAUAUAUAUACAUAUAUACGGUAUAUCAGCAUAAGCCCUAAAGUGAGCAGUGAAACUAAGGCCAAGAUGAAAGAAAGUUAAAAACUCUUUGUAGCCCUGAAGUCUUUUGGAAACGUCAGACAUAAAAGCUACACCGAUCCAGCAGACUGUUUGUGAAUAUUGCCCCACACUGAAACAGGACAAAGAUUUUGAUGUGGUUUCACACUACUGAGUGAGCUUUAAGAAUAUGGGCAAAGUUAUUCAGAGUUAUUGUUGUCAACAAAUCCAAAUUACUCUGCCUCAAGUUUAUAAUUUAUUGCUGAAUACACAAAAACCUUUAAACAGAACAUGGCUGCAGAUUUCUAAGGAUUUCAAACUUCUGAUAUUGAUAUAUCAGAUGAUUCUUUAUAUACAUGCAUUAGGAUUAGGACAGUGUUACACUUUGACUUCCUGAUGAUCACUACUGAUAGCAUAACUUGAGCUGAUUACAAUAAAAUGCUUGACUCGUGUGAGGAACUUUCUGGGAAAUUGAAGAUGAAAUGAAAGUGCAGGAGCGUGGGGAGAGUGUAACCAUAAAUGUACAAAACCACACAAUAACAUAAUUGUUAUUGAAUGUAUCUAAUGACAAUUGGUAUUUCAGUUUUCAAUUUUUGCUUUUUACCAUGUUACAUUAAUUGUUACAUCUCAAAUCUCUCUAUAUAUUAUGUAGGCUAAAAGCAAUCAUUAUAAGGGCAAUUUUCAAACUGAUUAGUAACCUACUGUACCACCAUCUGGCUCUGUGAUGCGUUCCUGUUUCAUGUGAUGCGCAGUGCUAAGCAGACUGUGGAAGCAAAGCCCCCUGCUGGUCAAACUGUGACAGGGUUUUUAACACCCCACCAAAACAAAACAGUUUUAUUAACACUCAACAUAUGUACUGAUGGCACAACUAGCAUGGAACUUCUUUUCUGUUCCUACAGACCACUCAAAGCACUCCAUUUUAAAUACACUAUAUAUUUGGAUAUGCUGUGUUAAGUUAUUAUCAGCCAAUACUAUAAGCUAGCCAACUGUCUUCAGUGGUGGAUUAAUCCACAUUUCCUACUCAUCCUACUAUCUACUAUCCUAUAAAUUGAGGGGGAAAUAAUCUACAGGAUGUCUUGAUGGUAAUGAAAGAACAUUCACUAAUGCAUUUAACCUAAGUUUGUGGCCAACUGUGGGAUAUGCUACAUCCCGCUUUGGUACACAGUAUUUGUUACCAGGAGACCGUCUCUGUUGGUUUCAGGGCCUCGUUAACACUAGAGAAAAAUCUAGAUUCAUCAAUCCAUGUCCUUUCCAAGCAUAUAUUCACUUGCGCUGUAAGUUUUAUAAUUGUAAAUGUAUGCAGAGGACUUGAAGCACAGCGGCUUGCUGAGUAAAGAUAUUUUUGGAAUAUAGUGUCUAUUUUUUCUAGCUGUCUGAGCCACGCAGAACGGUAAGUUUUAGAGAAAAGAUGUAGUGCAGCAAAGAGAACUCCAUGUUUAAAGGGGUUUUUCUUUUUCUCUGGUAGAGUUAAAGGGGCUGUUUUUUGACACUUCCUAAGACAGGAAACAGUUUUGUCUGUGGUGGGCAUAACUAAAGUUAUAGGUGAAACAGUAUCUGAUGGAUACAAAAUUAUUUUUAACCCAACAAAUCUCUUGACUUGGAGCGUUCUUGCAAAAACCAUGUUCUGUUUGAAAAGUUAUCUGGAAAGUGUAACAUGCACCAUGCCAAAGGCAAGUUUCCCUAUGGAAACACACUCUGCUGGAAUGUGUUUUGUUUUGGAACUCGAUAAAGUGAUAUGAAAUACAA
This is a messenger RNA of Oreochromis aureus, 3940 nucleotides long. RefSeq names its product NAD kinase 2, mitochondrial (gene nadk2). The record is from RefSeq and is a predicted model, not a curated record. Gene Ontology annotation, cellular component: mitochondrion. The transcript has 12 exons. Gene Ontology annotation, biological process: NADP+ biosynthetic process; NAD+ metabolic process. Lineage: Eukaryota; Metazoa; Chordata; Actinopteri; Cichliformes; Cichlidae. Gene Ontology annotation, molecular function: NAD+ kinase activity. Bases 621 to 1937 code for a protein of 438 amino acids.